AUGAACACGAAGAUACUGUGUUGGAUUUUGCUUUUUCAUGCAAGUCUUCAGCUCCAGUGUGACAAAAGAGAGAUAAGAGCACAUAUCGGAGGUGAAUUCAUUCUUUUCUGCAAGUAUGACACAAACCAAUUCCUGUACAGUAAAAAGUACUGGUGCCGAGGGGGAUCCAGACACACCUGCGAGAUUGUGGUGGAUUCAGAACAUGUUGUUGAAACCAGACACAGGUCUCAUGUAAUAGAUUCAGGAAGAAGAGGGCUGUUCGUGAAAGUCACAGGUCUCCGCUUUGAUGACGCUGGAGUCUACUGGCUUGGGAUUGACAAAAUAUAUGCUGACAUCAUGACUUUAGUUAAAGUGGUUGUCACUGAAGUUCCAGUGUCUAAACCUAGACUUUGGCCCUUGAGCUCUCUGGGGGACAGGCCAACAUGUUGGGGCCAGCCAGUGACCGUGCGCUGCGGUUGCACGAAGGGCACUGGCGUUCGUUACGCCUGGUAUCAACGCACUCACCACCACAACUCACUGCUUCACACGUCGUCGGACUUGUGCCUCAACUGUGGCACAGUGGAAAAGGAAAGCGACUAUUACUGCAUUGCCAGUAAUGACAUAAGCAGUCAGGAGAGUGAUACCCUCUCUGUGCGGGUUCUGAUGCCGGCAGACAGCAGCUGUAUCUAUGUUGUUAAUAUGCAGGGCCAACCCAUUUAUGACUGCGCAGACAGAAUGAGCACCGCCAUGGCCGAAAGUCCACCUCCAACCACCUGCCAAGCCGACAUGAAAAUCCACACUGGCACAAGAAACCAGUCUUUACAAACCAACGAAACUCAUCAAGAUCUGUUUUUCAACAGGGUAUGGACAGGGGUGCGUUGGGGUUCCUUUGCGUCCUUGCUGAUAUUUCUGUGCAUAGUUCUUAAAUGUACAAAAACAAGAAACAAAAAACGUGCCAGGAAGAAGAGGAAGGUUCAUUUCAAGGAAAUACGCCAUUUUGCACAGUGACCUACAUUUUACAGUGGUAGUUCUUUGUCAUACCAGCCUAUAUAUAGAUAUAUACAUAUACAUAUAUCAGUGACAUUUUUUUUGUGUUUUUAUAGUUUACCAAGGUUCUUUGGUAUCAAGUGAUGGUCUGUGAAGAUCCUGGGUCACACUGUAUGUCAGUAUGUUUAUCAGGGUGUCUUAUUAUCAAUACAGAUUGCUUUCUAAUGCCACUACCAAAACACAGCCUUGACCGCCAUCACGUUCAAACUAAGCGGGUCUUGAUGACGCAGAUGCAGUUGUAUGCUGGCUUUAUUUUGAUACAUACAUGAGUGUCAUUUUGGAGACAGGUCAGUGAAGGAGUAUGUAAUAUAGUGUAUAUAAUGCUUUGCAAUGCUUUGCAUGCUUUGUUGUGGCUUUUACUUAGUGAGUGUUAAACAGUUACAGGUACAAGUUGGGUGUGGAAAUUUUACGAGUGACACACCUGUGUAAACGAGGAUCGUUUCUUCAGCAUAUAAAGUCAUUCAAAUACCUCACCCACAUAUUGUAAACUAAUCUCUCACAUAAAACGAGUUAUCAGUGACGAGCUGUUUCAGGAAAUGGGAAGAUAUUAUAGUGUUAGUUAGUUUGAUAAAAAAUUCCAAAGGUUGACUGAGGAAUAUGUUCAGCUCUAGACACAGUAUACUAUAACUACAACAGCCUCAGCUCUCAGAGAUAUUAUCCUUCAACGUGUGAUGUAACUGUGAAAACUGGUCCUGUAGACAGUGAAGGAGACUGAGAUUUGGAUUCUAAAAUGUGGGCCAAAUUUAGAAUUUAAACCCCUUUCAAUUACCAGAAUUCAUUCAGGUGAAUACU
Messenger RNA from Xiphias gladius (swordfish), 1818 nucleotides. RefSeq lists its product as uncharacterized. The record is from RefSeq and is a predicted model, not a curated record. The coding region runs from base 1 to 987 and encodes 328 amino acids. The transcript has 5 exons. NCBI's taxonomy places the organism in Eukaryota, Metazoa, Chordata, Actinopteri, Istiophoriformes, Xiphiidae.